AUGUACAAAGUAACGCUUAUGUCUUCUGAUAAUGAAAAAUUUAUUGUUGUUUUAGAUAAAGUUGUUGCAGAAAGAUCUAUUUUAAUAAAAAACAUGCUUGAAGAUGUUGGUGAAUUGGAUAUGCCUAUUCCUUUGCCAAAUGUUACAUCAAGUGUUUUAAAAAAAGUACUUGAAUGGUGUGAACAUCACAAAGGAGAUCCCCCGUUCUCUGCAGAUGAUGAUUUAGAUCUGUCAGUUCAUCGUUCAAAAAAGUCUACAGAGAUAGAUGAAUGGGAUCAAAAGUUCAUGCAAGUUGACCAAGAAAUGUUAUUUGAGAUUAUUCUUGCAAGUAAUUAUCUUGACAUUAAACCAUUACUUGACGUUGGAUGCAAAACUGUUGCAAAUAUGAUUAAAAAUAAGACACCAGAGGAAAUUCGUAAAACAUUUAAUAUUAUUAAUGAUUUUACUCCAGAAGAAGAAGAAAUAAUACGAAAAGAGAAUGAGUGGGCAGAAGAUCGCUAA
Molecule: messenger RNA, 501 nt
Organism: Pneumocystis jirovecii RU7
Lineage: Eukaryota; Fungi; Ascomycota; Pneumocystomycetes; Pneumocystales; Pneumocystaceae
Product: E3 ubiquitin ligase complex SCF subunit sconC
Exons: 6
Coding region: 1-501 (166 amino acids)
Biological process (GO): mitotic cell cycle; SCF-dependent proteasomal ubiquitin-dependent protein catabolic process
Cellular component (GO): nucleus; cytoplasm
Molecular function (GO): cullin family protein binding
Source: RefSeq, a predicted model, not a curated record